This is a messenger RNA of Suillus plorans, 2069 nucleotides long. Its product is annotated as carbohydrate esterase family 9 protein. Gene Ontology annotation, molecular function: N-acetylglucosamine-6-phosphate deacetylase activity. NCBI's taxonomy places the organism in Eukaryota, Fungi, Basidiomycota, Agaricomycetes, Boletales, Suillaceae. Gene Ontology annotation, biological process: N-acetylglucosamine catabolic process. The record is from RefSeq and is a predicted model, not a curated record. The transcript has 10 exons. The coding region runs from base 1 to 1584 and encodes 527 amino acids.
AUGGCAGCGCCAACAUCGAAUGACCUUAUCUGCUUCACAAAUUGCUUCCUGCCGCAGGAAGACGGUGGUUUAAUUGAAAAGGAUUUGUGGAUUGAUGAGCGGCGUGGUGUCAUACUGGACGCGCAGCGAACCUUUUUCCUGCGCAAGGAGCGCCCGAAUACAAUCAUUGAUCUUGGGGGAAACGUCUUGAGCCCAGGCUUUAUUGACAUUCAGAUCAAUGGAGGCUUUGGUUUCGACUUCUCUGUCUACGAAGGCGACGACCAAACUUAUCGAGAUGGGUUGAAGUUGGUCGCAGAGAAGAUUGUUGAGACGGGUGUGACUGCCUUGGUCCCCACAAUUAUCACUCAGGAAACGACUUUGUACCCCAAGCUUCUUGACCUGCUUCGUCCAUGGUCACCUCCACACGCAGCACACCUCCUCGGGUGGCAUGCCGAGGGGCCGUUCCUACAGAUGUCCAAACGAGGUGCCCACUCGCCUGCGUUAAUCAUUUCUGCCUCAGAAGGCUUUAAGACUUUUGAGUCUAUUUACAGUCCAGAGAACCUAGCAGACGCAGAAGACUGGCUCAUGUCAGGCGACACCGUCCACAACACUGUGGGAGUACGCAUAAUAACAGCAGCCCCUGAAGUCGAGGGCGUUAUGGAGGCUAUUAACGAAGCCAGCAAGCGUGGAAUCUGUUUCAACAUUGGUCACAGCAUGGCUACAACGGAUAUUGCAACUGCAGCAGUACGGAAUGGUGCGAGAUGCAUCACACAUCUCUUCAAUGCAAUGCCGCAGCUUCACCAUCGCGACCCGUCUAUCAUUGGUUUACUUGGAGCUUCUCCUUAUCUAUCUCCUUCGUCUUCUUCGACUUUUUUGCCAUUCCCUUCCGCUAUCAUCAGUGCCCUCAAUGCCUCGAUGCAUUCGCUUCCAAUCACCAAGGAGCCUUCAAUUGAUCACAUAUCGGAAGCACUUGAUGAGAUUAAGACACCCCCUCAGACACCCAUGCUCCUUGCGGAACAAGCUCUCAGGAAAUCUCUCCUUCCCACAGGCAAGUCAACGGCGAGCCCGGGCUCUGCCGUUAUCACCGCCAUUCCCCUGGGGAGUGGGCAGUCAAGCGAAAGCAGGCUCAAGAAGGAUUUGACGACUAUACCAUUCGAUCGACCAUUCUACGAGAUCAUCGUGGAUGGGAUUCAUUCUCAUCCCAACUCCGUGAGACUAGCGUACAGUGCCCAUCCAGACGGGUGCAUCUUGAUUACCGAUGCCAUGAAGAUUCUUGACCCGCACCUCAAGGAUGGUGUUCACGACUGGCGCGAUGGCCGUCGAUUUUACAAGGAGGGCGAUGCGCUUUACGUGGAAGGCACCACCACCCUUGCCGGAAGCGUGGUUACCCUCGAUAAAUGCGUACGGAACUUUGUGCGCUACACGGGCUGCUCCAUUGGUCAAGCUAUCAAAUGUGCAACUUACAAUCCUGCAAGGUGCCUUAAUAUUGAGAACAAGAAGGGUACGCUGCGCGCGGGAGCAGACGCGGACUUGGCGGUUCUUGACCACCAAGGUAAUGUACUAAGCACCUGGGUGAAGGGCAAGAUGGUGUGGGCGAGGAAGUAGUCUCACCAUGUUUCCGAAGGCAGUCUAAGUUCCCUCUACAGCUCCCGUUAACGUUCCACCUUGGGCUUAAUGGACGUUCCAUGGGUUCAUCACUCUAGACAAAGCUUCGAAUAUUGAUGAUGCCAAUGCCAUUGAGCCUCAUGCUGUAACUUUUGCCAGAUGCCUUGGGGACUGAAGUUACGACCCGGAUCAAUGAGAAACGGUAAUAGACUUGAAAGUUGAAUUCGUAACAUUGAUUCCGAAGGGAAGGUCGGGAUGUAAGUUACAAUUACCGCGGUCAAUAUGUAAAAGCCAUCACGACUCCCCAUGGAAAUCAUGUUAGCAGAUUUGACCAACUAACAAGCUACGCCGAGGAGUAAAAGACAAACAUGCUUACUACGGUUCGGCGCUGCCGACUAGUCACCUUGUUCUUGGGUUGUUUUUGAUUUCCUGCACCAUAGCUUCAAGUGAUGCAACUUGAAGAUGUAGAAAAAAGUUCGAAAGCU